Molecule: messenger RNA, 1287 nt
Organism: Prunus armeniaca (apricot)
Lineage: Eukaryota; Viridiplantae; Streptophyta; Magnoliopsida; Rosales; Rosaceae
Source: the annotation of a GenBank genome assembly
AUGGCCAAGUGUCUAGUGGUGCCCUAUUCCUGUUCCUCUACUGGAACUAGAAGUAGAACAAGAAGUAGCGGUAGCGCUAGCACUAGCAAGCCACCUGGACUGCAAGUACAAUUGCAACAUCAUCAUCUCAAAUAUUCCUUGAUCCAACAAAAAUCUCUAUCCGUCUCCGCCCAAUGCUACUAUAAAACCCACACCUUGCUUCGCCGCCGAAUUCUCUGCGCUCUCGACUCUGACGUCCCUCACCCUCUUCAUCAUCAGGUUCAGAGCAAUAAAAGUUUCGAGCAAUGGGACUCCUGGACAGCAAAAUUCUCUGGUGCAUCAAAUAUCCCAUUUCUGUUACUGCAAAUGCCUCAGAUCAUACUCAAUGCCCAAAAUCUUCUGGCAGGAAAUAAAGCUGCACUUUUGGCAGUCCCAUGGCUGGGAGGGAAUGUUGUAAAUGCAGGGAAUGUUUACUGGUUUGCUUGGAAACCUUUCACUGCUUUCAUAUUUGCAAAGAAGAGAGAGAAGGAGGCGAUUGUGGUGCAGACAUUGGGCGUAAUUUCCUUAUAUGCGGUUUUUGCUCAACUUUCUAUGGCAGAAGCGAUGCCUCUACCUUACUUUGUGAUCACCUCCGUGGUUGUGGCAACUGGUCUUGUUUUGAAUUUCUUGAAUUACUUUGGUCUGCUUAAUGCUGGAAUCUGGCGCUUCUGGGAAGAUUUUAUUACUGUUGGCGGGCUAUCAGUUCUUCCCCAAAUUAUGUGGUCUACGUUUGUUCCGUAUAUACCCAACAGUAUCUUGCCUGGUGUAUUUGCUUUUCUUGUUGCUCUGGUGGCUGUUAUUAUGGCGCGAUUGGGGAAACUCUCUGCAAAAGGCAUCAAAUUUGUUGGAGCUAUAUCUGGAUGGACAGCUACACUUCUUUUCAUGUGGAUGCCAAUUUCGCAAAUGUGGACAAAUUUCCUAAAUCCUGACAACAUCAAAGGUUUAUCAGCUUUCUCGAUGUUGCUUGCAAUGAUUGGAAAUGGACUUAUGAUCCCACGUGCCCUUUUUAUUCGUGAUUUUAUGUGGUUCACUGGUUCUACCUGGGCUUCUUUGUUUUAUGGAUAUGGGAAUAUCGUGUGCUUGUAUUGGUUCAACAGUAUCAGCAAGGAAUUUUUCUUAGCAGCAACAGCUGGUUUGAUUUUGUGGAUAGGAAUGGCUCUAUGGAGAGAUGCUGAUGUCUACGGAUACAACUCACCUUUCACAUCUUUGAAAGAUUGGGCAAGAGUUAAGGACAGCUGCGUGGAAAUUUAUUCCUCACAGUGGCAUUAA